Molecule: messenger RNA, 756 nt
Organism: Zasmidium cellare ATCC 36951
Lineage: Eukaryota; Fungi; Ascomycota; Dothideomycetes; Mycosphaerellales; Mycosphaerellaceae
Exons: 2
Coding region: 1-756 (251 amino acids)
Source: RefSeq, a predicted model, not a curated record
AUGACCUACUCUAUCUUGCCAGAAAACCAGGUCAACCGCCUACGCAAUCGCGCCAAGUAUGAUUACGAAACAGUCCACGGAAUCGUUGCGGCGACCCCGGUGCUCCACGUUUCUUUCUGCUCAGGAGACGAAGAUGCCGCCCCUACCAUACUGCCGAUGAUCGGUGCCCUGGGUACUUUCCCGGAGACUCUGCUCGAGGAGUCUUCCGAAGUUCCGGACCUGUACUUGCACGGGUCGACAAGUGCGCGGUUGCUGAAAGAAAGAGGCAAAGAAGUGAAAGUAUGCGUAGCCGCUACAAAGGUGGAUGGAUACGUCCUUGCCUUGACGCCCUUCCAUCACAGCUACAACUUUCGAUCAGCAAUAUUGCACGGCUCAGCUGAAGUCGUGAAGGAUGAGCAGGAGCGUCUAUUCGCCAUGGAGCUCAUUACCGACAAGGUCGUCCCUGGGCAGUGGAGGGUAACGCGGACACCGCCAACUAAGGUCGAGUUGCAGUCGACGCAAAUAUUGCGAGUACGGAUCAACACAGCCAGUGCAAAAGUGAGAUGGGGGACACCCAAUGCUGAUCGAAGGGAUUUGAAAGACUCUGAUCUGAUUCAGAGGUGUUGGUCGGGGGUGGUACCAAUGUGGGAGACGUAUGGAGAGCCUGUAUCUGGUCCCGAUAAUCAGGCUCCAAUCCCUCAGCAUGUGGUGGGUUUUGUGUCGCAGGCGAACGCGGCGAAUGAGUCGGUAGCUUACACAGCAGCGCAGCCACAAUAA